Molecule: messenger RNA, 276 nt
Organism: Knipowitschia caucasica
Lineage: Eukaryota; Metazoa; Chordata; Actinopteri; Gobiiformes; Gobiidae
Source: the annotation of a GenBank genome assembly
AUGACCCUCUGGAAACCCCAGCUCCUCCUGUGUCUGACCGAGCUGUGGAUGAAAGGCAGUGAGAGUCUGAGGUCAGCCACAGCCCGCAGCCUCAGCGGGUCAGGGGGGGGGUCAGGGGGGGUCAGGAGGGGGUCAUGGGGGGGUCAGGGCCGGUGCUGGGGUCGUCCAGGGGCCAAGGCUCUCUCCUCUGACUGUCACAUGGUCCACAGCCAUAGGGCUCAUACCUCUGCUGGACACCAGGGGGACUCAGCAGGCUCUUUGGGAGUGGUUUUGUGA